Messenger RNA from Corythoichthys intestinalis (scribbled pipefish), 2309 nucleotides. RefSeq names its product adhesion G-protein coupled receptor F1-like. Gene Ontology annotation, biological process: adenylate cyclase-activating G protein-coupled receptor signaling pathway; cell surface receptor signaling pathway. The transcript has 12 exons. Gene Ontology annotation, cellular component: membrane. The record is from RefSeq and is a predicted model, not a curated record. Gene Ontology annotation, molecular function: G protein-coupled receptor activity. NCBI's taxonomy places the organism in Eukaryota, Metazoa, Chordata, Actinopteri, Syngnathiformes, Syngnathidae. Bases 1 to 2253 code for a protein of 750 amino acids.
AUGUACCAUCAGGCUUAUGCUGUUGGGACAGCCUACAUCGCAGAAGUUUUGAUGGAAAGUAAUGCCACUCUACAAGUAGACCAGAUCCUGUCAGCCUUGAAUAAUGCAACCAAUCUUCGCAAAGUGACGCUUCAUGACAUUGAACUGAUGGCUGAGUGUGUAAUUGUUGGAAAUGAAUACUCUUGCAACUGUUCUGAUGGGUACAUUUGGAGCUACGAAGUGUGCCAGGAUUUAAGAUGCUGUAAUGAAAAUUCAUGUAAACACAAUGUGUUAACGUUCACAUCAGUCUGCAUUGCCAAAGAUAAAUUCACAUGCAUUGAUGAUCCAGAAUUUGGAUAUGGAUUUUUAAAUGAUAUUGGUAGAGCCUCUUGUAGACAAAAUGAGGUGGGAGAAAAAACUGCCAUUUGCAGAGCAAGCGGAGAAUGGGAAGAUCGGGAUGACAACUGCACCCUAGAGACUAUUUUCCACCUACUUUCCAGGUUGGAAAUUUUGAAUGAAACAACUUUGCCUGAAAUAUUGGCUAAACUACGCAAUGAGACUGUCACACUGAGUCAGCAAGUGAUUGAAUCUCCAAACAACAUUAAUGCUACCGUUAGAAUUCUUGACAUUGUUGCAACUUUUGUGAGAACAUCUCAAAUCCUGAUAAAUCAGACUCAUAUCGAGAAUGUCCUUUAUACUACAAGUGUCCUCACCAUGGAUAAUGCAACAGCAUCAUGGGAUGCUCUUAACAGUCAAGCUGUCAUUGAAACCUUUGGACAAAGAACCCUCACUCCUAGAAAUAACAGUUUGAGCUCACUAUUGCUCUUCUCUCUUGAGAGUAUGACAAGUAGACUAAAUAAUGCCUCUUUUAACAUUGAAACACCAUUGAUUAUCUUGAACAAAACUACAUUUACGGACAGUUUCAAAGAGGAUUUUAAUUCUACAGUGGAGAUAGACAUACAGUGGUCUAAACGAGCAGCAAAUCUCACAGUGAUAACCUUUGAAUCCUUGCACAACGUACUUCCUCCAAGAGAUGAAAACAAGGCUUCAGGCAGGGUCAUCAAUGGGAGAGUUGUACUUGUUCAGUCUGACUCCAAUAUAGACAACAUCUCAUUUAGUUUUGACGUCCUAAAUGAGAAUCUGACAAGACCUCAGUGUGUGUUUUGGAACUUUGCCCUUUUCGAAGGUCUCGGAGGAUGGGACGAUAAAGGCUGUGAACUCGUAAGAGAGAAUGAAACGGUUACAUGUCAGUGUGACCAUAUGACCUCGUUUUCAAUACUAACGUCCCCUAAUUCUCCAAACAACCCUCUGUUGGAUGACAUAACAUACAUCGGGCUCGGCAUUUCCAUGUUGUCCUUAGUUAUAUGCCUCUGCAUUGAGGCGCUUAUAUGGAGAAAAGUUAGCAAGUGCAACACAUCAUACUUUCGCCAUAUUUCCAUUGUUAACAUUGCACUCAGUCUCCUGACUGCAAACAUUUGCUUCAUUAUUGGCGCAGGUAUCGCUGAAAGAAAGGAAUUCUUCAAUCUACAGGCAUGCACUGCUAUGACCUUUUUCACCCAUCUUUUAUACUUAGCGCUUUUUUUCUGGAUGUUCAAUUAUGGCUUGUUGGUGCUUUAUUACACAGUCAAUGUUUUUGAAGCUAUUUCUAAAAGCACCAUGUUGGCUAUUGGUUUCUGUCUUGGCUACGGGGCCCCACUGAUUAUCGCAAUGAUUACUAUAGUCGUAACUGCACCGGUUAACGAAUAUAUUCGGGAAACGCCAAAAUGCUGGCUUAACUGGAAUAAGUCCAGAGCAAUGCUGGCAUUUGUGAACCCGGCGUUACUCAUUGUCUUUAUAAAUAUUCUAAUUCUAAUUGUGGUGAUGGUUAAACUACUACAGAGACGAGGAAUGCCAAGUACUGUGCAAGGGGAUGAGAAAAAUGUCGUUGGGGUCCUUGCUCGGACAAUGGCCAUUCUAACACCAUUUCUUGGACUAACGUGGUGUCUUGGAGUGGGAACACUAGUUGACCCUGACAGUCGGACACUCAAAACUAUGUUUGACCUCUUUAAUUCUCUGCAGGGUUUGUUUAUAUUAAUUUUUGGAAUGCUCUUGGACAAAAAGGUUCGGGCAGAAAUUUGGAAUCUCGUGUCUCAAACCUCUGUCAGUGGAACAAAGCCCAUCGGUUCUUCAAACUCAUCAAGUCAGUGGUGGUUUUGGAAGACGUUUGGGAGAAAAGGUAGUCACGACCUGCCAUCUACCGCCUCCAAAUCAUCUUGUGCUGCCAUCUGUCGAUGACCCAUGUCGCAUCUCUGCUCAGACUGACCAACUUUUCCAAACACUUUUUGAUUAAC